Messenger RNA from Hibiscus syriacus, 834 nucleotides. RefSeq names its product histone H1-like. Gene Ontology annotation, biological process: nucleosome assembly; chromosome condensation; negative regulation of DNA recombination. The record is from RefSeq and is a predicted model, not a curated record. Gene Ontology annotation, molecular function: double-stranded DNA binding; nucleosomal DNA binding; structural constituent of chromatin. Lineage: Eukaryota; Viridiplantae; Streptophyta; Magnoliopsida; Malvales; Malvaceae. Bases 72 to 701 code for a protein of 209 amino acids. The transcript has 2 exons. Gene Ontology annotation, cellular component: nucleosome; nucleus.
AACAUAGUUUGGAAAAAAAAACAAAAAGAAAUCCAGAUUUCAUACGGCUCGUAAGAUCUUUUAGAAGAAUCAUGGCCGUCGCUACUGCCUCCGCCGUGUCUCCCGCCGCGAAGAAGAAAACUGCUGGCGCUAAGAAGCCGAAACCCGCUGCGUCUCAUCCUCCGUUUCUUAUUAUGAUAUCGGAAGCAAUCCUUUCGUUAAAAGAAAGAACUGGAUCGAGCCAAUAUGCGGUUGCAAAGUUCAUCGAAGAAAAGUAUAAGCCGUUGCCUCCGAAUUUCCGAAAGGUUUUGCUUGUUCAGUUAAAGAAGUUUGUUGCUUCGGGAAAGCUCGUCAAGGUCAAAGCCUCCUACAAGCUUCCUCCUGCAUCCGCCGUUGUGAAGAAGCCUGCCGCCGCGAAGCCGAAAGAUGCUUCCUCUGCCGUCUUGAAAUCGAAACCGAAGGCAGUCAAAGCCGCGGCAAAACCGAAACCGAAAAGAAAAGUUGCUGCGCCUGUUAAACCGAAGGCUAAAGUUGCGGCGAAACCUAAGGCUAAAGCUAAGAGUGAAGCUGUUGUGAAGCCAACUAUGGCAGCGAAGACGGCCAAAACAAGUACAGCAGCGAAUAAAGUAAAAUCUCCGGCCAAGAAGAAGAUCGUGGUGACAAAGAAGCCGAAGAGUGCGAAAUCGGCGGCUAAGAAAGCGGCGAAAAAGGCGAAGAAAUGAGUAGGAUGUUUAAGAAGUUAGCAGAGUAGUCGUAAUUUUGAUGGUGAAGUAGGGGUAGUUCUGGAAUCGCAGGCUAAUAUAUGUCAAUAUUAUGUUUCUAUUAUAGAUAAAACAGGGUUAUGAGUUUUCCUCC